Molecule: messenger RNA, 4773 nt
Organism: Closterium sp. Yama58-4
Lineage: Eukaryota; Viridiplantae; Streptophyta; Zygnematophyceae; Desmidiales; Closteriaceae
Source: the annotation of a GenBank genome assembly
AUGUCGCAGGAGCUCGCGAAACCCGUUAGCAUUCUGCGCGGUAGUCCGUCGAUUUCGCUGCUCACCGUUCCCACGUCGCUCCUCCGCAAUGGCAGUGUCGCGCGAGUCCCCACCAGAGCGCCGCGAUCUGUCAGCUCAGUGCGGUCCAGGAGGAGGAUCAUGAGCGCAAGAGCCCUUCAGGGAAAUAGCGCAAGAGCCCUUCAGGGAAAUAGCGCAAGAGCCCUUCAGGGAAAUGCACGUGGGGUUACUUGGGUGACCCCGUCGCUCCUUUUUGCCUCCUCCGCUCCCCGUCCUGCUCGCCGGCCAACCACAGCCGUCCGUGCGGGCCGUGGGAUCAGCCACGUGGACGGCCUGGAUCCGGAAGAGUUCAAGAACGCGCGGAUCACGGUGACGGACGACGGGAUUAUAUUUUCGGUGGUGGACGAUAACGAGGCGGAUGAUAACGAGGCGAAUGGGGAGGACGAGGUCCCAGAAGAUGUGUGGGAGAGGGAGGAGGGGACAGAGGGGGAUGAGAGAUCGGUCGUGGGCGGGGUGGAAGAGGAUGGAAGAGAUGAGGGUGUGAGUGGGGAGGAUGAGACGGAGGAAGAGGAGGAAGAAGGGGGGGAGGCGGCGGCGGGAGUGAUGCAGGAGGCGCAGAGGGUGAUGGAAGAAGCGGCGAAGCUCCUCAGCGUGGUGGAACGACCCGUGGUUGAUGUGGCCGUGAGUGACAGUGAGGAAGAGGACGUGAGGGAAGCGGAAGAGGAGGAAGAGACGGAAGAGGCGGAAGAGGCGGAAGAGGCAGAAGAGAAGAGUGUGAUAGAAAAAGAGGGGCAGGUGGAUGUAGGGGACAGCAAGAGGGAGGUAGAGGCAUUGGAGGAGGAGGAGCCCUUGGUUUAUGACCCGCCACCGCUAGCGGACUUGGGUGUGGGUCUGGAGGGGACGAUUGGCGCCACCAAUGCUGCUGGAAUGGUAGGGAGUCCCAUUGCGGACAGCAUCUAUGCUGCCGAGGAUGGGCGGGACGGCACGGGGGAGGUAAAGGCGUUGGAGGAGCCGCCGCUUAUUUAUGACUCUCCACCGUCAGCGGACUUGGGUGUGGAAAUGGAGGUGACGCUUGGCGACGCUAAUGCUGGUAACAAUGCCGUUGCGGAGAGCAGCUAUGGUGCUGGGGAUGGCUAUGGUGCUGAUAAGCUACAGGCACUCCAGGCAGAGCACGAGUUUGUCACAGCAAAAAUGUUUUUCUACCCCGAGGCCGGGCAGGUCCGGGCAGGCGAAACUGUGGAGAUUUUUUUCCACCGCCCGGCGAGUGCGCUGAAGGAAAAGGCUGGGAUUUUUGUGGUUGGUGCUUUUAACGAGUGGCAGUGGGAGCCGUUUAAGUAUGAGCUGAAGCCUUCUAACGAGGUGGCAAAUGACUGGUGGACAUGCAGCGUGACUAUACCGAAGGAGGCGUAUCAGAUGAACUUUGUUUUCCACAGCAGCGACAAUGUAUAUGAGAACAAUGAGGGGCGAGAUUUCUAUAUCUCAAUAGAUGGGGGCAUGGACGAGGAUGAGUUUGAGCGGUUAUUGAAUGAGCAGAAGCAGAGGGAGGCGGAGGAGAGGGCAGCAGAGGAGGCAGAGAGGGAGCGGAAGGCAGAGGAGGAGAGGAGGGCUGCUUUGCUGCUAGCCCAGCAGGAGGAGGAACGGGCGACGGCCUGGGCCGUGGCUGAUGAGGCUCGGCAGAGGCUCGGGCCGAUCUGGGAGAAUGCAGGGGCGGGAGAGGAAGGGGUGUGGCGCCUGGAGGUGAAGGGUGGAGUGGUUGGGGAAGGGAAGGUGGCAGGGGAAGGAGGGGAGGUUAAGAGGGGAGUGGUUGUGAGGGUGGAGUAUAAUCGGGCGGGUAGGCCUCUGGCAGGGGCGGGGGAGGUGUGGCUGCAUGCAGGGGUGAAUGGGUGGCAGGGCGGCGUAUCUGUUGUGGAGAAACUGGAGCCUGUUACUAACGAGGAUGGCGAGUGGUGGGGUGUGGAAGUCUCUCUACCCCGGGACGCAGUGGCGCUCAACUGGGUGUUUGCAGACGGGCCGGUGGGGACAGCGGGCGUGUGGGACAACAACAGCCGGCGGGACUUUGCUGGGCGGGUUGGCAGCGCGGAGCGCAUCGAGGCUCUGUUUGCAGGGAUGGCGGCGGAGUGCCUGCAGCGACUGGAGCAGGAGAGGGAGGAAAGGGACGCGAAAGAGGCUGAGGAGGCAGCUAGGCGUGCGGAAAUCAAAGCAGCCAUGAAGGCUCGCACCAAGGCAGUGUUCCUGCAGUCGCAGGCACACGUGUUCUUCACUGAGCCAGCAGAGCCAAGAGCAGGGGAGGCAGUGCGUGUGUACUACAACCCCAGCGGCACGGCACUGCAGGGCCGGGAGUGUGUGUGGAUGCGCGGGUCGUUCAACCGCUGGACCCACCGCUCGGGGUGCUUCCUGCCCAUCCUGAUGGAGCCUGCUGACAAUGGCACCCACCUCGUGGCUGAAGUUCUUGUGCCCCAGGAUGCAUACAUAAUGGACCUGGUCUUCAUGGACAGCAGCGACCCCACCACGGCAACGUACGACAACCGGGGAGGGCUGGACUACCAUGUGCCUGUGGCGGGCAGCACUGUGAGGGAGCCGCCCCUCUACAUCGUGCAUGUGGCGCUGGAGAUGGCGCCUGUUGCCAAGGUGGGGGGUCUGGGAGAUGUGGUCACAUCACUGUCGCGAGCCACAAUGGAGCUGGGCCACCGCGUGGAGGUGGUGCUGCCUAAGUACGACUGCCUCAAGUAUGACCAGGUGCAAGGGCUUGAAGCAAGGGGCGAUUUUCUGUGGGGCAGUACGCGGUGGCUGGUGUGGCAUGGCCGUGUGGAGGGCAUUCCUGUUCACUUCCUCGAGCCGGAGAGCGGGCUGUUCUGGGUGGGGUGCAUCUAUGGCCGCAAGGACGACGCCGCCCGCUUCGGCACCUUCUGCCAUGCAGCCCUCGAGUUCCUGCUGCAGACAGGCCGCUCGCCGGACCUCCUGCAUUGCCAUGACUGGUCAUCAGCGCCAGUGGCAUGGCUGCAGAGGGAGCAGUACAGCGGGUACGGAGGGGGCAACGCCCGCACGGUGUUCACCAUUCACAACCUUGAGUUCGGGCAGGACAUGAUUGGCCGCGCCAUGGCUGCAUGUGAUCUGGCCACCACUGUGUCACCCACAUAUGCAGCGGAGAUCAGUGGGCAUCCGGCAGUGGCGGCACACAGGGGGAAGUUCCACGGCAUUCUCAAUGGCAUCGACCCUGACCUGUGGGACCCCAUGGGCGACCCCUUCCUGCCGAUGAAGUACUCUUCCGCUGAAGUGGUUGAGGGCAAGCAGGCAGCCAAGGCCGAACUUCGCAACCGCCUCAACCUGCGCUCCUUCUCCCCUUCAGAGGACCGCCCCCUGGUGGGGAUAGUGUCGCGCCUGACAGCACAGAAAGGCAUAGCGCUCAUCAAGCACGCGCUGUGGCGCACGUUGGACAGGGGCGGCCAGGUGGUGCUGCUGGGGUCCGCCCCUGAUGGGCGCGUGCAGGGCGAGUUCGAGGCAUUGGCACGUGACUUGGGACGCUCUCAUGGAGAUAUGGCACGUCUCUGGCUGACCUAUGAUGAACCGCUUUCACAUCUGAUCUACGCCGCCAGUGACAUGAUUCUCGUCCCAUCCAUCUUUGAGCCGUGCGGGCUCACGCAGCUGGUUGCAAUGCGGUACGGAGCGGUGCCAGUGGUGCGGAAGACGGGCGGGCUGAGGGACACGGUGAUGGACGUGGACAGUGAGGAGGACCGGAAGAGAGCAGCAGAGAGGGGCAUGGAGCCCAAUGGGUUCUCCUUUGAAGGGGCUGAUGCUGCUGGGGUUGACUAUGCCCUCAACAGGGACACAGUGAUGGACGUGGACAGUGAGGAGGACAGGCGGAGGGUGGCAGAGAGGGGCGUGGCGCCCAACGGGUUUUCAUUCAAAGGGGCUGAUGCUGCCGGGGUUGACUAUGCCCUCAACAGCGCGAGUGGGCUGAGGGACACGGUGAUGGACGUGGACAGUGAGGAGGACAGGCGGAGGGUGGCAGAGAGGGGCAUGGAGCCCAAUGGGUUCUCCUUUGAAGGGGCUGAUGCUGCUGGCGUUGACUAUGCCCUCAACAGGCCGGCUGCUAGUGUUUGUGAUUUUCCAAGCAGCAGCGGCAGCGGCGGCGGCGGCGGCGGCGGCGGCGGCGGCGGCGGCGGCGGCGGCGGCGGCGGCGGCGGCGGCGGCGGCGGCGGCGGCGGCGGCGGCGGCGGCGGCAGCGGCGGCAGCAGCAACAGCAGCAGCGGCCUCAGCAGGGGCAGCAACCCCCUCAGCUGCACCCCCUCCCUCCCCUCCCUCCUCCCAUCACUCUCCCGCCCUUCCGCAGCAGCAGCAGCAGCCGGACCAGCAGCAGCAGCAGCAGCCGGGGCAGCAGCAGCAGCAGCCGGGAUGGCAGCAGCAGCAGCAGCCGGGGUGGCAGCAGCAGCAGCCGGUGCAGCAGCAGCAGCAGCAGCAGCAGCAGCAGCAGCAGCAGCAGCAGCAGCAGCAGCAGCAGCAGCAGCAGCAGCAGCAGCAGCAGCAGCAGCAGCAGCAGCAGCAGCAGCAGCAACAACAGCAGCAGCAGCAGCAGCAACGGCAGCAGCAGCAGCAGCAGCAGCAGCAGCAGCGGCCUCAGCAGGGGCAGCAACCCCAUCAUCCGCAGCGUCAGCGCGCCACCUCCCGCUCCUCCCCCUUUCUCCUUCCCCGCAUGCACACCCGUUCUCUGGAUCCCAUCCUUGGGACCCCUCCUCCUCCUUCCCUGCAACUCCUUGA